This is a messenger RNA of Erythranthe guttata (spotted monkey flower), 417 nucleotides long. Its product is annotated as protein SRC2. The record is from RefSeq and is a predicted model, not a curated record. Gene Ontology annotation, biological process: defense response. NCBI's taxonomy places the organism in Eukaryota, Viridiplantae, Streptophyta, Magnoliopsida, Lamiales, Phrymaceae.
AUGGCACUGGAGUGCAGAAAGUUCGAGAUAACCAUCAUAUCAGCAGAAAACCUAGAAGACGUACGUCUAAUCGGCAAGAUGGAAGUACACGCCAGGGUUUCGAUCGGCGGCUCGCCGGAGAGGGAGAAAAGAACUCCGACGGACACACACGGGAAGAGAAACCCGGCCUGGAAUUACACGAUGGAGUACACCAUAAUGGCAUCGGUGUUGGAUAACUAUAACUCCAUGCUGGUCGUGAAACUCUACUGUUCCAGGAACCUGGGUGACAGAUACGUCGGAGAAGUCCACGUGUCCAUGAAAAGGCUUUUCGAUGACGUGGCAGGUGGCGGCCGGAGUGGCCGGGAGGUGACUAUUCCGGUGACGAGGGGCAGUGUUCGGUCUCAGGGGGCUUUGACAUUUUCUUACAGCUUUGGAUAG